This is a messenger RNA of Saxophila tyrrhenica, 1863 nucleotides long. RefSeq lists its product as uncharacterized. The transcript is spliced from 9 exons. The record is from RefSeq and is a predicted model, not a curated record. Bases 1 to 1863 code for a protein of 620 amino acids. Lineage: Eukaryota; Fungi; Ascomycota; Dothideomycetes; Mycosphaerellales; Extremaceae. Gene Ontology annotation, biological process: carbohydrate transport; transmembrane transport. Gene Ontology annotation, cellular component: membrane. Gene Ontology annotation, molecular function: carbohydrate:proton symporter activity.
AUGAAAGCAGUCUUCACCUCUAUUCCUCCAUCUCAUCUGAUCGCUGAUGCGGUGCAGGCUCCGAAUAGGAGCAGUAGAGACGGUGUGGGAUUGGUGGAAUCAAUACUCACGCUCGCGUGGGGAUAUAGCCGGACUAUGAGUUACGCCCCAGAUCGAUCAACGCCAUCCCCGCCUCAUGCGUCACCUUCAAGAUGCGGAGUGGUCGACGCCGGGGUUCUCUUCUUCACGUCAAUCAGUUCCUCCCCCAUUCACCAGUUUGAUGAGACGGUUGAAAGAAUGCUAAAGUACAACAUUUUCGGUCGCGGCUUCAAGCUGCAGGUUGCCAUAACCAUCACUUGCCAGAUCGCAUUCAUCUUCUUUGGCUAUGACCAAGGAGUGUUUUCGGGCAUCGUCACGAACGAGAACUGGAAGCAGACCUUUGGCAACCCAGGCUCGGGCUUGGAGGGCAUCAUCGUUUCUAUCUACAACCUUGGAGCAUUUUCUGGAUGCAUUCUGACCUUCCUGCUCGGUGAGAAGUUGGGACGGCGGUUGUGUAUGUGGGUUGCUAUGGGAUGGAUUAUUGUCGGAGCGGUGCUGCAAUGCACAUCAUGGUCUGUCCCACAGAUACUGAUUGCUAGAUACGUGACCGGCAUUGGCACAGGUAUCGAGACCAGCACUGUGCCCAUGUACCAGUCCGAGCUGUGCGAUGCAGACAAACGCGGCCGCCUGGUCUCGUCCGAACCUCUUUUCGUUGGGGUUGGAAUUGUGAUCGCAUACUUCUUCGAUUAUGGAAUGUCCUUUGUCGGCGGACCAGAAGCAUGGCGAGUCCCGAUUGCCUGCCAAUGCGUGUUUGCCUUUAUGGUCAUCUUCAUGGUGUUUGGUGUACCGGAGAGCCCACGAUGGCUGUACUACCACGACCGGCAGGAGGAAGCGCUCCAAGUUCUCUGCGAUGUCUGGGACGCUCCGCCGGACAAUGAAAAGGUGCACAAGAUGCAUACGGAGAUCCUGGAGACGCUUCGACUGGAGCGCAAGAACGGCGAGUACAAGUGGCGCCAGCUGUUCAAGCAUGAUGAGGUACAAACAGGUCGUCGAGUUGCGCUCGCAUACGGCAUGCAAUUCAUGAACCAGAUGGGCGGUAUCAACCUGGUCGUCUACUACGUACCAACUGCCCUGGAGGAGAACGUCGGCCUCAAACCAAACCUAUCCCUCGUCAUCGGCGGAUGUGUGCAGACGAUGUUCUUUUUCGGCUCUCUUAUACCGACCUUCUUUCUCGACAAGAUGGGAAGACGUCGUCCCAUGAUGUGGGGCAGUCUUGGGCUGGCGAUCUCCAUGAUGCUGAUUGCUGUCCUGCUUUCCUUCCACGCCAUGCCAGACAAGUACUCCAAGUCCUUGGGCACGGCGACCUCGUCAGCUGCGGUUGCUUUCUUCUUCACCUACAUGUUCAUAUUUGGCGCCUCUGCCAAUUGCAUCCCCUGGGUUUAUGUCCCAGAGAUCCUUCCCCUUCACGCCCGUGCAAAAGGAACAGCUGUCGGUAUCAGUGCCAACUGGCUCUGGAACUUUGUGGUCGUGAUGAUUACCCCGUCCAUGAUCAGCAAUCUGAACUGGCAGACGUAUCUUGUCUUCAUGUGCACUAAUCUCGCAUUCAUCCCUCUUGUCUUCUUCUGUUACCCAGAGACCUCAAACCUGACGCUCGAGGAGAUCGACUACCUGUUCAUCAAAGAUGGCAAGAAGGGCGUCGGCCAGCUCAAGGCCCGUUCUCAGCCGGUACAGGAAAGCCUGCGGCCAGCGGAAGAGAUCGCGGAGGACGUCGAGAAGCAUGCCGUGCGAGAGUCCGAUGAGGCGGAUCAUGUCGAAGCGAAGGAUGAGAAGGCCGUUAAUGGGUGA